Molecule: messenger RNA, 5386 nt
Organism: Lytechinus variegatus (green sea urchin)
Lineage: Eukaryota; Metazoa; Echinodermata; Echinoidea; Temnopleuroida; Toxopneustidae
Gene: gpatch2
Product: G patch domain-containing protein 2-like
Exons: 9
Coding region: 229-1932 (567 amino acids)
Molecular function (GO): nucleic acid binding
Source: RefSeq, a predicted model, not a curated record
UAUGUUCUAGGAUUAUGAUGUCGAUGAGAAAUCUGACUUGCUAUUAAGAAGAGUCUACAUCGAACUAUUUUUUCUACAAAAUAGCGAAACUGGAAUUCUGAACAACUAUCCAAGAAUCUUUGAUAGUGAAUACAAGAUGGCCAUACCAGAAGGGUGUGUGUCAAAGAGUUCAACACAGUGAAGUUUGUUACAGCCCUCAACUGUAAAAAGGGACCAUCAAGAUUAAGAAUGGCAUCUAAGCUGAGUUCUGGUAAGGAUUGCCUGACCUCUGACUUCAAUAGCCCCAAGUCAGUACGACGUCAGUCUAGGAAGAGAAGGGGACGAAAGAGGAGACUGGAUCCAAAUCCUAUAUGGGAGCAUGCGAUCAAGUACAGCGAAGGAUCCGAUUCAAGUCUGGAUGAAGCCUUGAAAGACUACAUGGACAAUGUAUCGUCUCAGCAGCAACAGAAUCAUAGCGAGUCCGGUUCGGAUGAUACCACCAUGAUGAAACGCUUGUCGUCCCUCAAUAUGACUUCAUCGAGCAACCUUUACGGCGAAUCGGACUCGGUCACGGAAAACCACACCAUGCUCAAGAAAAAUGUCAAUAAACGCAAGAAACGUUUCAAACGUAUGGUAGUGGAUUCGAUACCAUCGGGUUCGGGUUGCAUGGUCCGGAGCUCCUUGAUGCCAGACUUUGUGCCAGAAAUUUUCCACAAGCGUCCUCGUGUCAAGAAAAUGCGUCCAAGGAAACUGGACAAGACCGACGACACGCCCGAGAUGAAAGGGGAGUUUGACUUUGAUAUUCUCCUUGCUAAAUCUUCAAAAACUGGUGCCAAAUUGAAGCCGAAGCUUGACCCGAUGGACCUGUCCCGGCCAACCGAAACCUCCAAAGACAUUACUGAAGACAAAGAAGUGUGCUCAAGAAAGCAGGAUAAAGUAGGAACUGACAGUGGUACUGCAGUGACAGGGAAACCUGUAUCAAAAGAAAGAACUCGAUCAUCCAGCUCUGAUGGUGCAACUUCUACGGAAGUUGCAGAGAGUAAAAACAUGGACUGCUCUAGUAAUGAUAGUGAUGUUACAAUGAGACAACCUUUAACACCAAAGAAUGAGGAAACGAGCAGCAGUUACGUGUCAUCUAGCGAUGAAGAAGAGGAUGAAGAUGAUGGCUAUACAAAUGAUGAAGGAAGAGAAGGUGAUGAUGAACAGAGUGAUUUCUUCCAUGAGCCAGGGACUGUAUCAGGUAUACCUAGCGUAGUUCCAUGGUGGGAGGGCAAGACUCUAGAGGAGUAUGAACAGGAUCAAACCUUCAAUAGUAUCCUCAAUGGUAGCUUUCAGCAUCUAUCAAAGCCUUCACAGAGGUCUUUUCACUCAAAAUUACGCGGUUGUCAUGGUUUAGAGGAGCCUUCUUCCAUCAUGAGGGGAUGCAGACAAAGGCUUAAAGCUAAGAGGCUAAAGAAAUCAAGCUUGGCAUCCUUCAAUGAGAAGAUUGUUCGCUUUCUUCACAAUCCAUUUGAACAAGAGCUUAGUCUUCUUUCAACAAAAUCAAAGGAGAAAAACCAAGUAUUCCAGCUGGCUUCCAUGUAUGCACUGGACGUUAGAACAGAAGGAGGGGGACAAAAGAGCAAAUCAGUCUUAACCAAGACUAGGCAUACAGUACUGAAUUAUCAGACUGGCAGUAUGGAGAAUGAUGCAGUCGUCAAGUCUCGGCCCGCGUUCUAUCCACAGUUUGCUAAACGAAGACGGAAGUCACCCCCGCCUGGAGUUACUACUACAGUUGCUGUGGGAGCGGAGGCGGAGCCCUUAUCAUCAGGGAAUGUCGGAAGUCGUAUGCUGCAGAGCAUGGGAUGGACGCCGGGAUCUGGACUAGGAGCCGAAGGAGCAGGGAUACGAGAACCAAUCCAGGCUUACAUGAGGCCAAAGAAUAGGGGUCUAGGCUACUGUAAGCCGAACUGAAACUCUGUUCUUUUUGGUUCUCUGAAAGCUAGAUGAAUUCUCAGUGCCACAUUGUAACUAUUUUCAGCGGAAGGUUGAUUGAAACAGUAAGUUGGUAAAUGUUUAUUCAGUGAGGAAGAUUUCUAUUGAUCUUCAAAGGAAUUUUUAGGUUACUAAGGCAGUUCUAUAGUCUAUUAUAGUCCUUACCAAUUCUGAAAGCAUUGAGUGCCUUUUUGUCCUCAAAAAUGCACCAUGUGGAAAAUGAGCUGUCAUACAGAUGUGUGGAUAGAGUGAGAUCAACAUAAUGGAGACCCUUAUAGAGGGCCAGGAUCCAGUGGAUCUACUGUUGUAUGAUGAUGGAGGGCUAAGCGGAAGCUGAUCCAGAAUAGAGUCUGUUAUUGGGAUAGGUUGAACGUACAUUGAGCAAAUCCACAAUUCAAACAUUUUCAAGGUCAAGUCCAUCCAACAUGAACUUGAUGUGACUAAAUUGAGAAAUAUUAACAAGCUUAAACUAACAAUGUAAUCAAAUUUGGAUGUAAAUUAAGAAAGUUAUGACAUUUGUAAGUGUUUGUGUAUAGAUGGGCAGUAGUCGUAUCACAAAACCGAUGACAUCACACACUCGCUAUUUAUUAUGUAUUUGAUUUUGUGAAAUAUGAAUUUCAUUUUUUUCCUCCAUUAAUUUAAAACUUGGUAAGAUUCCCUGUUGUGAAAUCAUCAUCAUGAUUUACUGUGAUGCGGUGAAGAUUCUCUUUAUAAUUAAAUUGUGAAAAAAAGGAUCAAUUUUUAUAAUGGAAGUAUUCAUAUGUUUCAUAACUUUCUUAUUUUACAUCUGACUUUGAUGAAAUUUUCAGUGUUAUGCUUGGCUGAUUUCUCUCUUUUGGUUCAUAUUGAAUUGUGUUGGGUUUAUGCGCAUUUAUUAAGGUAAAUUAAAAAUCUUCACAAAUUAUCAGAAUUUUUACAUUGAAGCUAUUACCUUUCUUUCCUAUUAACCUCUCUCUCUUUAUUGGGCAUUGUAAUUAAGCAGCAGUGCUCUUUAUAAGAGCUUUGAUAGCAAAAUAAAUGUACCUGUAUGUUUCUAAUGGUCCUUUGGUUUGCCAUUACAGUGUGUUCAUGAAAUAUCAAGUGGAUUGUUACGUCACCUAUGGUUGAAGUCAUGCUUAUAUGAAGUUUAAGUGGUGGAUUUUUACGUCACCUGUGGUUGACAUGCUAAUAUGAGGUUAAAUGGUACAAUAUUAAGUGUGGAUGUGGAUUUUAAAUUCCCAAAUUUUUUGUCACCAGAUACUAUCUUUUUUUUUAAAUUAUUUCAAAUGAAUUAUUCAUGAUUCAUUAUGAAAUGAAUUGGGUAUAAGAUUUUGAGAAUGGUAUUACAUGUUUGUGCAAUAUUUUAUGAUGAAUAUUGAUGUUGCAUUUCUAUUUUCUGUGCAAUUAUGGCUUUUAAAUGUCAAAUGAAAAUAGUAAAUGUGAAAAGAAACUUAACUCAUACAGUAAAAAAGAGACACAUACUUUAUCCUCUUUUGAACAUGUAAAACAGAAAUUGGAAAUAAAAAGAAAUCUAAUCUAAUUUAUCCCCAUUGGUGAAUUUUAUCCUUUGAUUUUACCCUUCAAAUUUGUUCUUCUUCGAUUGCUUUAAAAAUGUAUGAAUCAUUUUAAUUUAAGACACUUAUAAAUGGUGCUUAAUAUGUUUUUUUUAUCUCUUUUUUUUAUUAAUCAUUCUCCAUCUGGAUAAUCAUAAUGUAUAUUUUGUCACUUAAUGGAUAUCUUAUGAAAUCUCAGUACAAUUCAUUGCUUUGCAUGUCCUUAACCCAACAUGAAAUUGGAAAUGAAGAUUGCAUUUGCAUUUCAAAAAUAAGUUCAGAAAUGAAUGGAGUAAAUUAUAUACUUGUGGUUAAUAUAGUGACAAAGGGAUGGGGGCACAAUUAAAGAGAAGCAAAUGGACAUUCUCAUAACAAAACAAAAUACUGCAUACUCAAGAUGGUGUAAAUUUGUAUUUUUGUAUGAUAUAUUGGUAAUAGUAUGUUACAUUCAUUUAAGAAAUGCUUAUUUUUAUAUGAACUUGAAUGAGUAUAAAUUUCAACUUGAUAAUAUUUGUAUGUGUAGAAAUGGUAACUCACAUGCCGCAUUUGGCCGAGAUGUUAUUACUCAACAGGACCUGUAGAUUUGUCAUACAUGUACAUGUUUGGUCUCCAGAGGGAUUCAAGCUCUGACUUUGCCAUUAUGGUAUGAUUUCCAGCCUUAAAUUUUGAUAUUUUGAGGACAAAGCCACCUACCUGAAUGGCACAUUAUAGCUCAAACACUGGUACCAUAACACUCAGACAAAGCUUUAUGGAGCAAACCAUAUUUAACACACAUUAGCUGGCCUUUCCGUAGCUUUCUUUGGUCAGAAUCUUCUGCUUACUGAGCACAAAUGAGGGAAAUGAGAGAGGCACCAAACUCCGUGGGCAAUAAGAGGAGCCUUGUGGCCAGUCAAGAGGGCUCCCAAUGCAAGUGCCAUGGUCGCCUUGGAUUUAUUCAAGCCCUGGAUUUCGUGGGCUACUGACAGAUGUCAUCGCCGCUACAAUUCUGUCAAAUAUGCAGUUUUGAUUUUCUAAAAAGCUUUCGAAAGCCCAUAGCCAGAAAACUUUUCGAGUAAAGUCUGAAUUUAUGGGGUUUUUCCCAAUAUAUUUUCAGCCAUAGAAAACACCUUUAGGGGUAACACUAGGUGAUGUUCAGACCUUUAAAAUCAUCAGGCUGCAUUGGUUUCAACUGCAUAGUAUGGGGUAGACGGGUGGGCAAAACAAAGUGGUGCAGAUAUCACACGGCCACUGCAUGUUCUCUACGCAGCCUCUGUACAAAUUCUAUAUGAUUUAUGUACUUACCUGCGCUUUAGGGGGAAAAUAUUUUAUUCUAUUUUUAUGUGCUUCUUUUGACAACCUACUGCCUGAAUCUGCUACAUUCAAUAAGCUUCAUCAUUUGCAGUAAAUGUGGAUUUGCUGGGUCUCUUUUGAGCAUUUCGGGCAUUUUUCUGAUGAGCAUAGAUAAUGUCAGUAUGUAAGUUGUAAAUCGUACCCAUCUUAGAUGCUUCCUAAACUAAUGUAAAAUCUCAAAGAGAGACUUAUUGUACAGCAUUUGCAAUCAAACUUAACCUAAGCAUAAGUGCAUGGAGUAAUGUAUUGUUUAUACUUGUUGGUAAACAUUUGACUGAGUGACCAGUCUAUUCAUGAUAGUAUUGAUAUAUGGGAAUGACUCUGUCGAGGGAUUAAGGAGAUGUAGUGAAUUUUCCUUCACUCACGCUUGUAUGUAAGAUUUUUUUCAUAAUUCCUUUUUCCACAAUAUUUAGCCUCUUAAAUUUUAGAUUGAUAAGUUAUACAUUUUUGCAGAAAUUUUUAGAUAACUCUUUGGCAUUGACAUCUACCUUUACAAUGAUAUUUGCAUGUACAUGAGGUGUAAAGAAAAACAUUCAAAUUUUCCUCCUCCGAACUCAGAAAUAAUCUUUUUA